ACUUAACUGACUGAGCCACCCAGGCACCUUCAUUCUUUUUUUUUUUUUUUUCUCAUACUAAAUCUUCGAAAUCCAGUAUGUAGUUUAUACUUACGGCACAGCUCAAUUCAGAUUAGUCACAUUCACGUGCUCCAAAGCUACAUGUGGCUGCCGUGCUGGCCAACACAUGUCCGUGAUUCCCAGUUGUCCUGCUAAUAAUCCUUUAUAGCCUUCACAUGCAUAUGCACGUGCUCGCAUACCCACAUGCACAGGUGCUCACAUGCAUGCACACGCGUAUGGAUACAGGGUUCCAACCAUGGAUUACAUGUUUAGUUGUCAUGUCUCUUUAAGGCUCUUCUCACUUACAACAGUAGCCACUCCCCCUUUCCUUGAGCUUCCGUAUCUUGACAUAUUUGAAGAGUACAGGCAGGUACACUUUGUAGAAGGCAAGAGAAGAACUGUAGGGCAGUCUCCUUGAGUGGGACAAGUCAUGAAAUGUACUGUAGGAAUGGAGAGGGACCCGCCGUCCAAAUUUCUACGUUGACAGUAGAGCGUUGUCGAUAAGUUGGAAAUGAGAUGCGAGACCAAUAAAAGCCAAGGAUAAAUCCAAAAAUUUCAACCUGAACUGCUGGAAGGAUCGGGGUGCCCUCUUCCGAGACAGAGAACCUGAGCAGCAGCUGGCUUAGAGAGGAAAUGCACGAAUUCUGAUUUGGACAUGUUAUAUUUGAGAAGCCACGUAGACAUCCAAAUGGAUGGCUGUCAAGUUGGUGACUGAAUGUGUUUGGAGUCCAGCAAAAUAGGACCAACAUCGGAAAUCCAUGAUGUGGAGGAAAACUCUGAUUCCGUGACAAAUAAACAGAAUAGCCACAAUGCUAUGAAAGGAAAUUCAGGAUGUGUUGGAAUAAGCCAAGUAGAACAGGCAAGUUCCUGUAGAUCCUGUGCCAGCAAAGGGACAAGGGCGGGAACACUCCUGGCGUAUGUGAGGAGAAGCCAGUGUGGUCGACGCUGAGAUUCCGUGCACCAGAGGCGUGUAAGUGAACUUGAUUUGACUGAAAUCGUAGAAGGCCUUCGAUGGCGGCCUGAAGAAUUUAGGCCUCCAUUGCUUGCCCCUGAUGUGUGUAUUCCAUUCUCCAGUGUCGCUAAGAGAUGCAUUCCAGAGUUCUAGACUGUUGACUUCAGCUGCCACAGCACACGGGUAACUGAAGCACCACUGGCCCUUUUCAUACGAUGUCUAAGGCACAUACUUACUAUGUGCAAUUUUCAGCUCAGAUCUACCAGUAUUUUGUGGGGCUGUAUCAGCGCCUCCAGAAGUUCUGGAAUGUCACUGUUAGGCGCUUUUUCGUUAAGAAGAAGGAAGAAGAUAUCCCUUCGGUUGAGAGUAUUUUUCACAAAGAAAAAUUCGUGGUGCUUGGCCGUGUAUUGAAGAAUCAAUCUCUAGCCAUUGAGAAGAGGGCUCAGGCUGCAUAUAGAAUCGGACUGUUGGCCUUCACAGGAGGACCCACCGCUGGGAAAUACGCCACUGAGCACAUAAAAGAAGUGGCCAGUUUGUUACAAAAUCACCAGCUGGCGCCAAAAGUAAAGAUUCUGCUGCUCCAAAGUAUAGCCUGCUGGUGUUACUUAAAUCCUACCAGCCAGAGGAAAGCCAAGAAUUUCAAGUUUAUCCCUAUCCUCGUGAGGAUUUUUGACUACAGAGUCGAUUCUGUCAUCAAAACUGAAAUCAACAAACACCUCCUUGUUAAAUUUUGGGCUUGCUACGUUCUCUCUGUCAUGACCUGCAAUAAUGUGUCCUGCAUAAAGGAGCUUAGAGACUUAGGUAAUCUGAAAUAUCAUUUGCAAAUACUGGCGGCUGAGAAUUGGUCUGGGUGGCCUGAGAAUUUUGCAGAGGUGCUAUAUUUCCUCAUCGGUUUCCACAGGAAUUAAUUUCUCUAAGGGCAGCUACUGUUGCAUUAACCCGGAAAACUGAAAUAAACAAUAACAAGUCGAGAUAGUACUCUAAAGUGUUUUCUUUUAGGCAGUUGAAAAAUUCUCUAUCAACCAUCACGGUGACCGAAAUAAUCAAACGUAUGAAAAGCACCGCUGUUUAAAAUGACCUCAUAAAGGGACACCUGGUUGGCUCAGUCAGUUGAGUGUCCCACUCUUGGUUUCAGCUCAGGUC
Messenger RNA from Lynx canadensis (Canada lynx), 2134 nucleotides. It is a transcript of the gene ARMH2, whose product is annotated as armadillo like helical domain containing 2. The transcript is spliced from 3 exons. The record is from RefSeq and is a predicted model, not a curated record. NCBI's taxonomy places the organism in Eukaryota, Metazoa, Chordata, Mammalia, Carnivora, Felidae. Bases 1207 to 1899 code for a protein of 230 amino acids.